CCAAGCCUUCACAAUAAUGCGAUCAAAAACGCUAAAGCGCAAGCUGCAAAUACAAUGAAUGUCUUUUCUUAAACAAAAGCUUUUAAAAACGUUUCUGUUUGCCUGUUCGUGUUUCACUUAAUAUUUGGAAAAUCUUCUGACAGCAGCGAUUGUGAAACGGUUGAAAAUAGCCAAUGGAUUAAGAUUGAAUUAACUUUGAUGUUGCAAAGUCUCAUUUUCAACAUGGGUGAAAUAAGGUCUUUGCGAAAUAAGGUUGGUCGUGUGCCAGCUUGGAACAACCAAACCAUACGAUGCCUCUUAACCCGAGCUUGUCCAGAUCAAAAGAUCGAAGCGGCAGCGUUCUGGGCCGACCUGAAUUCUUAUCACUGAACCAACCGCUGCGUCACGGCAGACCAUCGAGAAGGACCUGCCAGUGGAAGACGCAUCAGAACCACCAGCCCGAGAACCCGCCAGAGCCCGAAAACACGAGGGAACGCAGAGAAGCGCCAAGACUGCCAGAUGAAGACUGCAUGCUCCUGAACCCCUCUUUCAAAGGAAUCGCUAUAAACUCACUCUUGGCCAUUGACAUUUGCCUCUCCAAACGUCUGGGCGUUUGCGUCCACAGCUCGUCUUCUUGGGGCAGCGUUCGAUCUGUGGUCGUUCUUCUGGCUCUGACGGGUCACGGCAUGACGUGGAUCUUUGGAACGCUGGUGUGUCUCAUGCAGAGUAAUACACUGGCUGGCCAGGAGCUUCUGAUCAAUCUGCUGAUAGCUCUGGUUCUUGACGUCUUAACUGUGGCAGGAGUGCAGAAACUGGUCAGACGAAAAGGACCGUGGGACAUAAGUCCAGGUGUUUUAGACUGGGUUGUCUUGGACUCGUAUUCAUUUCCAGCGGCUCAUGCCAGCAGAGCAGCCAUGGUCUCAAAGUUUCUCCUGUCCCACCUGGUGCUGGCCGUCCCACUGCGUGUCCUGCUGGUUCUGUGGGCCUUCCUGGUGGGCCUGUCCCGGGUUCUGCUGGGUCAACACCACCUGACGGACAUAGCGUGUGGUUUCGCUCUGGGUUUUCUUCACUUUAGACUCAUGGAGUCGGUGUGGCUGUCAUCCAGCGCCUGUCAAACUCUGAUCUCAAUGGGAACGUUCAACUGGGGCUCCACACGUUAAACAUCUACCUCAUGCAGAAGUCAAAUGGACAUCUGUAGAUACAUUCAUUGAGGUCUAGGGUUGCAAAAAUCUGUGAAUUUUCAAGGCUGGGAAUAAACUGGGAAAAAAAUCACUGAGUUGCCUAUAACAGGGAACUUAAAUGUCUUAAUCUUGCAGCACAAUUUAGUUUAAAACAACAAGAUUUAAUGCAAUUUCAGAUGAAUUUCUACCCUGCACAUUCUUCAGUCACAUGCACACUGCUAACUGUGUGUUUAAAUGUGUUUCUACAGUACCUAGUAAAUCAGAUAGCACUACUAUAAUAACUGUUUAAUGACCUUUUGAACAAAGGAGUUUAUAUGUUAGAGCUAAUGUAUUUGAUAUUUCUUCAAUAAAGAUGUCUGUGCCCUUUUUAUGCAUGUUACAGUAAAAAAAAAUCCAUACAGUCAUUCAUACAAAAACACAACUGCACAACUUUUCAAAAUUUUUGUUUAUUUGAAACAAAAAAGAGAUUUGUCAGAUUUGUUUAUAGUCAUCACCCUCUGGGCAUUUCGUUACACGCUUCAGGUUUCUCUUCUUUUAUGUCCCAGUUUUACUUCUUUAAUUCAGCUGAACUUUCAGUUUUGUUGUUGUCUACAUAACGUAAAGCUAUCACAAGCUUCAUCUUUUUUUCCAAAUGUUGUUUAUUUUGUUGUCAAAUAAAAAUGCUGCAAACAUUCACUUGACCUGGAGCUUUUAAUGACUGUAUGUAAGUUUUUCAGAUGAAAAUCUGGAUGCACGGCCAUUCGGUGUUCAUUGCACUAUGAAUGAUAACCUUUGACCUUUCAUUUAACACUUAUUCUAUGAGACUGACCUGGUUGUAUGUCAUUGUGUUUUCAUGACAACUUAAAUUUACUCAUGUGAUGCACAAGUACCUCUGGAAUAUUCUCAAAUAUUAUUCUGUAUGUGAAACAUGAUUGUUUUCCUUUGUGAUUUAAUAAAUGAUGCAUUAUUUGAA
Paramisgurnus dabryanus is the source of this 2112-nucleotide messenger RNA. Its product is annotated as inactive phospholipid phosphatase 7. Gene Ontology annotation, molecular function: sphingosine-1-phosphate phosphatase activity. The record is from RefSeq and is a predicted model, not a curated record. Gene Ontology annotation, cellular component: nuclear envelope. Lineage: Eukaryota; Metazoa; Chordata; Actinopteri; Cypriniformes; Cobitidae.